Ostrinia nubilalis (European corn borer) is the source of this 1783-nucleotide messenger RNA. RefSeq names its product sodium/hydrogen exchanger 9B2-like. The record is from RefSeq and is a predicted model, not a curated record. Lineage: Eukaryota; Metazoa; Arthropoda; Insecta; Lepidoptera; Crambidae. Gene Ontology annotation, cellular component: membrane. Gene Ontology annotation, biological process: proton transmembrane transport. Bases 175 to 1764 code for a protein of 529 amino acids. The transcript is spliced from 11 exons. Gene Ontology annotation, molecular function: antiporter activity.
AUUUUAUUAUUAGAUAGACGGUAAACGGGAUCACACGGGCACGAGCUUUAAGUGUAGUGUUCUCAACAAACGACAUGUGUUUACGUUGCGGGGCGCUCUCCUGUCACUCGGUGAUAUAAACCGCUAUAGUUUCCGUGGAAUUGUUAUUAGUAGCAAGCCUGUCACGGUCAAGACAUGGCGGGAAACUGUGAACCUGACAGACCUGAUAUUCAAAAUGGAAGGAGUAACGUGAUAAGUUUUGAAGUCAAGCCCUUCAAAACGAAACAACUUGAACAGAACGGCUAUUGUGGAAUAUUUACACCCACGUUGCCUUCUCUUAACGAAGUUAAACAAUACCUAGGGGUCCUAAUAUGUGGCCUUACGCUAUGGGGGACUUCAUGGUUCAUCUUCAAAGAUGCAGUCAUACCAGGAGGAUUUAUAUUCAACAUGACAGGAGUAGUAAUAGCUGGUUAUGUGUUCGGCCACACAUUAGAGAGGUACACAACUGUCAACCCGGUUGUCGGGAUGACUGUAGUUGGCGCACUGUAUAGAAACUUAGGCCCGCCAAGUUUCUUGGACAAUCCUGUCGCUGACAUCAUUGAUUUUCAUUUACGCCGUUUUUCUUUCAGGCGAAUUUACCCCGUAAUUAUCUUGACGAAGGGCCCACUCAGCUGGAACUGGGAAUAUAUAAAAAACAAUUCUUUGAAAGUUUUCUCAUUGGCAACCUUGCCUUGGCUCGUCGAGUGUUUGUCUACAGCCUUCUUCAGUCAUCUAUUGCUGGGCUUUCCAUGGUAUUGGGGUCUCCAUUUAGGUGCUAUACUCUCAUCAGUGUCCCCCGCAGUGGUGGUGCCAACUGUAAUGAGUCAUAGCGCCCGAGGAUUUGGCACCAAGAGUCAGAUCGCUCUUCUAGUUGGCAAUGCUGGAGGUCUGGACACCGCCUUCACUGAAGGCAUGUUUGGAAUCAUCAAUAGCGCUAUAUUCUACCAAUCUUCGUUGAUUUAUAGGAUUAUUAAGGCAGUGCUGGCAGUGUUUGUGGGAAUCGCCCUUGGAAUAUCGUGGGGCGUUUUAGCGGAUUUUGUCCCGGAUCAGGGAGACCCCUACGCCCCCGCUGUUCGAAGUUUGCUUAUUUUUGCCGGCGGUUUUCUACUUACUUAUGCUGGCGGAUACUUCGGAUGGGGCGGCACAUCUGGAGUGGCGAUCAUGGUGUGCGCGGGCGCCGCGGCCACGCGCUGGUCGCGGCGUGACUGGCCAAUCAACAACAACCCGGUGUCAGAGGUCUACAAAGUUCUCUGGAGGAUCUUAGAGCCAAUGCUCUUUACGCUAAGCGGAUAUUUCUUAGAGGUAUCACAGAUGUCGGUUCGGGAUUUCGGACUAAUAUUGGGAUGCAUAGUCGCAGCCUUGUCCUUUCGGUUGCUGACCGCCUUCCUAGUGUGCCUGGCGAACGAACUCUCGGUGAAAGAGAGCCUGUUUGUAGCAGUCACUUGGAUUCCUAAAGCUAUAGUGGAGGCGGUUUUGGUUCGAGUUGCGACAGACUCGCUGUGGGACACCGCCUCGCCGAGGGACAAACGAGUGGCAGCGCAGCACGCGAAUAUAAUCGUUAUCGCCAUUAUCAUAACGUCCACUUUGGGGUCUGUGCUGACGACCGUGCUGGGACCGGUCCUGCUGUCGUCGGAAUCGCGAGUCGCUCCCGAAGAGGUGUACCAGAGCCAUGGUUUGCCUUCAGCCAAGCAUCUCUCCAGGAGGAACACUGUCCCAGGCUCCCUCCACCGCGUCGACGUUCAAUAAACAUUAUUAUAAAUGCAAA